AUGAUAAAUCGUGAUGAAUAUAAAAAUAUUGACAAUACAUUAUCAAAACCAAUUGAAUUAAAUAAUCUUAAUACAACUCUUGAUGAUGAUGAUGAGAGUACUACAACAAAGCCCUUACUUAAUAAUUCAAAUGAUAAUGAUGAUGAACAAUCACCAUAUGAAGAAGUUGCUGCUAAUAUCUCAAAUAAAGAUGAUCCGACAGUUUUAUGUUUAACAUUUCGUUCAGUAUUUAUUGGUAUUCUAUUAACAUGUCUUAUGUCUAUUACAUCUCAAUUCUUUGCCUAUCGUACUUCACCGUUAGAUAUGAAUAUUGGUAUUGUUAUAUUAUUAGGUUAUAUGAUGGGUGAAUUCAUGUCGAAGAUUUUACCAGAACAAAUUUUUAAUAUACCAAUAAAUCCAGGAUCAUUUUCUAUGAAAGAACAUGCACUCAUUACAAUAAUGGCAACAUCUGGAAUAGAAACAAAUCAUGCUAUUCAAACAAUCACUGUUGAACGUGUUUAUUUUAAUUAUUAUGUUGAUCAUGUCAAUGCAAUAUUAUUUAUAAUAGUGAUGAAUUUACUUGCAUUAUCAAUUGCAGGUAUUCUAAAACGAUAUCUUGUAUGGCCAGCUUCAAUGAUAUGGCCAAAAACUUUGAUGACUUGUUGUUUAAUACGUACAUUAGAUAUAGAAAGUAAAAUAGAAACAAAUAAAACACGAUGGAAAAUGACACGUUCAAAAUUUUUUUGGUUAAUUGUUUUAUUUCAAUUUAUUUGGUAUUGGUUUCCAGGAUAUAUUUUUCCUCUUUUAUCUAUGUUUUCAUUUAUUUGUAUGAUUGCACCACAUAAUAUUAUUUUUUCACAAAUAACAGGUGCAAAUGGACUUAGUUUAGGUGCAAUAGGAUUCGAUUGGAAUGUUUGUGUUGCAUUUUUAGAUUCACCUAUUCUUGUUCCCUUUUGGGCUCAUGUGAAUAUAUUUGUUGGAUUUAUAGUUGUUAUUUGGAUUGUAACACCAAUUAUUUAUUAUUCAAAUACAUGGGAUUCGAAAAAAAUGCCAAUUAUUUCAAAUAGAGCUUUUGAUAUCAAUGGUGAUUAUUAUGAUUCGAUGAAAGUUUUAAAUAAAAAUUUACUUUUAAAUGAAACAGCCUAUGAAAUUUAUGGUGGAAUACGAAUGACUGCAGCUUAUGCUGUUUCAUACUGUUUUGUCCUUGCUGCCCUUUCAGCAUAUAUUGUGCAUACAGUACUUUACCAUGGUAAAUUCAUUGUCGAACAAUUUCGUAUGACAUUAUCUGAUAAAAAAAACGAUAUUCAUGCUAAACUUAUGUCUUAUUAUCCAGAAGUUUCUGAGUGGUGUAGUCCAUUAUUACCAGGAUAUAUUAUGAUUAUUGCAAUUGUUAUAAACAUUAUUAUGAUGAUACCAACAGGUGUUAUUGUAGCAGUAACCAAUAUGACAUUGAUUCUAGGUGUUCCUAUUGAUAUUCUUAGUAGUUUUAUCUUACCUGGUAAUCCUAUUGGUUUCUUAACACUUCGAGCCUAUACAUUUUCAUGUCAAAAUCUAAUUAUAAAUUUUUUAAUUACUUUUAAAUUUGCUCAUUAUAUGAAGAUUCCACCUCGUAUUACAUUUUCUAUGUUAUUGGUGUGUCCAUUACUUGCUGGUAUAGUACAUUAUAUAACAGCAAUACAUCUUCUUACUCAUAUAUCAAAUAUUUGUACACAAAAAAAUCUAAUAUGGAAAUGUCUCUCUGUAGAAAUUCUCUAUACAUCAUCGAUUAUGUGGGGUGCAGUCGGUGGUGCAAAAACAUUUGGUGUAGGUUCAAUGUAUGCUCUAUUACUUUUCGGAUUACCUGUGGGUGUAGUUUUACCUAUUAUAAGUUGGGUUUUAUGGAAAAAAUUUCCAAAUAUAAAAUGGUUAGCAUUAAUUAAUUUUCCGAUUAUUUUGGCGGCAACAAUUAAUAUUCCACCAGCACCAGCCGUUGAAUUUACAACAUGGUUUUUAAUGGGUUUUAUUUUUAAUUUUAUUUUAUAUCGUCAUGCACAUGAAUGGUGGGAAAAAUAUGCAUAUGUAUUUUCAGCUGCAAUGAGUUGUGGUGUAGCAAUAUGUGGAUUUGUUAUAUUUAUAACAUUACAAGGUAAUGGUAUUGAAUUUCCCCAAUGGUGGGGAACCGGCGGACCAACUAGAGAUGGUUGUCCAUUAGAAAUUGCAAACUAUUCAGGAUUUGUCCUAACUAACAAGGAAUUGUAA
Rotaria sp. Silwood2 is the source of this 2217-nucleotide messenger RNA. The record is from the annotation of a GenBank genome assembly. NCBI's taxonomy places the organism in Eukaryota, Metazoa, Rotifera, Eurotatoria, Philodinida, Philodinidae.